AUGGUUGUCUGUAUCGAUGCUCGUCCUGACAUUAUGAUGGGACCUUUGAAGACCCCUUUCACAGAGAUGUUCAACAUCAAGCACCCAGUCAGCCUUGCGGGUAUGAACAUUGCAGCUGGUCCAAGACUUGGAGCUGCAGUUAUUGAAGCUGGUGGCUUCGCAUGUUUGGGAGGCAAUGGCUACGCCAAAUCCCAAGAAUAUGACACUCUUUCGUAUGAUGAGUUCUAUAAUGAAUUCAUGGCACAUCAAACCCCGGAGAAAGUGAGGACCCAGAUCCGAGAACUCAAGGCGUUCCUCGAGAAUCCGAUUGAUGCCCCGUUCGGCGUCGAUAUCUUGCUUCCACAGAUCGGUGGUGGUGCCAGAAAAACAAACUACGACUAUACUUCUGGACGAUCUGAAGAGAUUAUUGAUGUCGUUAUUGAGGAAGGCGCCAAGCUUUUCGUUAGUGCUCUCGGUGCACCUCCUGCUCAUAUUGUGGAUAAGCUUCACAGAGCGGGUGUCAUUGUUGGGACUAAUAUCGGCCAUCCAAAACACGUAGCCAAGGUAUUAGACGCUGGGUGUGACUUGAUCGUUGCAACCGGUGGCGAAGGUGGCGGUCAUGGCAGUGACGUUGCUACCAUGAUUUUAAUACCAAUGGUGCUUGAAGCAUGUCGAGGUCGUAUUUCGAAGUUCACUGGCCGUCCUAUUGUUGUCUUGGCAGCCGGUGGAAUUUAUAACUCUAUGGGUGUGGCUGCUUCUUUGGCGAUGGGUGCAGAUGGAGUAUGGUGCGGCACUAAGUUUGUGGCUGCUACCGAGUCCGGGGCCAGCGAUGGCCAUCAAAGGGAUCUUCUUGAUACAGAUGUCUCUGGUACUACUAAGACCAUUAUCUAUACUGGUCGUCCAAUGCGGGUCAAGAAUCAUGCUCUGAUCGAGGAGUGGCACAAGCAUCCCGACAAGAUCCAGAAGUUAACAUCUGCCGGGCAUAUCCCAGUCCUCCACGAGAUUACUAAACUCGCGAAGGAAGGUAAAGACUUCCCUCCGGAGCACGAAGCGGGUGUGCGCUGUGUCAUGCUUGGGCAGGCUGCUGGUGCCAUCAAUGAGAUCCUUCCGGCUAAAGAGAUCAUUGAUGAGAUGGUAUAUGGGGCUGCGGCGCUUCUUAAGCGCACGGAACGUAUUCGAAGCAAGCUCUAG
Orbilia oligospora ATCC 24927 is the source of this 1170-nucleotide messenger RNA. RefSeq lists its product as uncharacterized. The coding region runs from base 1 to 1170 and encodes 389 amino acids. Gene Ontology annotation, molecular function: nitronate monooxygenase activity. The record is from RefSeq and is a predicted model, not a curated record. The transcript is spliced from 6 exons. Lineage: Eukaryota; Fungi; Ascomycota; Orbiliomycetes; Orbiliales; Orbiliaceae.